AUGAACGUGACUGGCAGUCAGCAAUUCGAAGCACAUGGCCAACUUCAGCAGAACAGUCACCUCGGGGUGGGCUCCAAGAUCAUCGAAAAGGGUGGAGCAGAUACUAACGAAGGUGGCAGCAUAACUGGGAACGAAACACUCACCUUCAGGGUUCUUGUCGGACAUGAGGGAUUGUUUCAAACGUCACUCUCGACAUCUGAGUUUAAUGUGUUCUCUUCGCUUGAGACACUGAAGGAAGCAAUGGGAACAACGUCGAUCCAGGGCGGCCCGCGCGAAGAUUGGCGGGAAGCUUCCUUUCGUCUUGGUAGCCCCCUCUCUCAACGAGGGGCAGGCAAAUUCAAUGGAUCCGCGGUCAUGCUAUGUACAGUGCACACGGUUUUCGCGAUAAACGUGGCCUUUUGGUUCCGCGAAACGACAGUCUUCGACUCCACAUUUGUCCGGAGGGAGUUGAUGGCAUCAAAUUCCCCCAAAACGUCCUUAAUUAAAUCCUGGUACCGAUCACUUGCGAAGCACCACUCCUCAGAACCCUACCAUGGUCGUUGA
Molecule: messenger RNA, 543 nt
Organism: Coprinopsis cinerea okayama7#130
Lineage: Eukaryota; Fungi; Basidiomycota; Agaricomycetes; Agaricales; Psathyrellaceae
Exons: 5
Coding region: 1-543 (180 amino acids)
Source: RefSeq, a predicted model, not a curated record